Molecule: messenger RNA, 4596 nt
Organism: Ochlerotatus camptorhynchus
Lineage: Eukaryota; Metazoa; Arthropoda; Insecta; Diptera; Culicidae
Exons: 9
Coding region: 118-4551 (1477 amino acids)
Biological process (GO): regulation of transcription by RNA polymerase II
Cellular component (GO): nucleus
Molecular function (GO): RNA-DNA hybrid ribonuclease activity; zinc ion binding; RNA polymerase II cis-regulatory region sequence-specific DNA binding
Source: RefSeq, a predicted model, not a curated record
AAGUGGCAGCAGAAAAACAUUUUGAUUGCUUGUUUUGGAAAAGAGUGUUGUACUUUUUGCGUCAAGCUGUGAGCUUUAUAUCUUAUUUUACCAAUUACAGUUAACAUUCGACAUAAAAUGCCCUGCAUUGUUCCGACCUGUGGCGCCUCCGUGGGAACUUUCAAGUUGUUUCCCCAGAACAUAUCCCUCUCGGGACGUUGGCUUGAAGCGAUCCAGGUAGGAUGUGAGGUCAAAGCGGCUGAUGAUGACGAUUUGAGUCAGAAGGAAAUCUGCCACUGGCAUUUCUCAAAACCGGACGGUGAGGUGUAUCAAGAACCGAAGAUCUUCUUCAAUUGCAAGACGGAGAAAGUGGAAAUCGACAGCUGUAGACUGUGCCUACGGUUCUACCCAAUUUGCGAUAUGGUUUCCAAGGAUGGAAAACUAUCAGGAAUGGACAUUACACUCACCGUUUCCGAAUCGCUAGGUAUUGACUUCCAAUCAAACGAUAUACUGGAGCAGAUUUGCAUUGACUGUCUUGCUCGGUUGGAACUACUGACCUCGAUUCAGAAGGAUUUCAUGGACGCCGAGACCAAGUUUAACAACCUCAUUAGCCUUGCUCGGGAUAAUGCAAAAGAAAUCCGUGAGUCGAUAGAGUUAAAGCCGCCGGUGGAGGUGAUCAUGCAGGAAGACCAAGAAGAUUUACACACAGAAUCAGACGUCAGCAACGAAUGGACCCCUCCGAAAGAUCUAGUUGAUAUCCUUAUGAAUCAAUCCGGUGAUGAAGCGAGUUCUACUUCUUGUGACGACUCGAAACAACCAGAAUUAUCGCUCAAAGAGAUUAUCGCAAGGAAAUGUUACAUCUGUCCGGUGAUUCUUGAAAGCGCAAACGAGCUGUCCUCUCAUCUGACCGAGAAACAUUCAGACAUGAAAGCCAAUCGUUGUGAGGAAUGCUCGCGCGAUUUUCCCAUGCUGUCUGGAUACAACAAGCACCUGUCUCGCCAUGACCAAACCGAGAGGCCUCACAAAUGCAGCGUCUGUCCGAUGCGUUUCAAAAUAAAGAGAUCCAUGAUGAUGCACGAAAAUACGCAUCAUGGCACGAACCACGAUGUUGUACCGUUCGAGGAAAAAAUCAACCCUGCCAUUUGCGAAACAUGUGGAAAAUCAUUCAUGUACAUGAGCGUGUUGACGCGCCAUGUUCGAAUGAAGCAUAGCGCAUACAAAGAAAAGCCCAAUUGUAAAAUUUGUAGAAAAUCCUUCACGACACACGGUAGCCUCACCAGACACAUGCAGCUACAUACUAACGAAAAGCCUUACAGUUGCGACAAAUGUGAUGCCUCCUUCCAGCGUCUACUGCUUCUCAAACACCACGUGCAAAAAGUGCACGAGGGUAAAAAUCCUCACAUUUGUGUCGAAUGCAACCAGGGGUUCAAAUCGUAUGAGGCCUUAUACAGCCACAAGCGUAUAAUCCAUCUGAAGAAGAUAAACUUACGCGGUUUAAAUCCAUCCAAAUUGCAGUACGCUCAGUUUUGCAAGCUUUGCAAUGAGAUAUUUAUGAAAACUUCUGAUCUCCAGCAGCAUAUAGAUAUUUCUCACGCUGACUUAUCCUACCCGUACUUCGAAUGUCCACAGUGUCCUCGUAAAUUUGUCAGUAAACAAAGCCUGUAUUGUCAUAAGCCAAUGCACACGGACAGAUGUGCCUGCAAGGAGUGUGGGAAAAAAUUCGGAUCCGCUCAAGCGCUCAGAUAUCACACGGAAAGCAUCCACGAAAAGCGUCAGUUUAACUGCCCGAUAUGCCUUACGAAAACCUACAAAAGUCAAACAGCACUGCAUACGCACAUGACCAUACACACCAAAGGCAAACGGUUCUCGUGUGAAUUUUGUGACAAAACGUUCCAUCGAAAAGAUCAAUUGACGAUUCAUCGAAGAACACACACUGGUGAAAAGCCCUUCGAGUGCCCGAAUUGCUUGAAGCGGUUCGGCGAUGAUGGAACCUUUUCCAAGCACAAGAAGCGCUGUCUGGCAUCGGUUUCCAAGAAAGCUGGUGCCAAUCCUUCAGUGGUGGCACAAGCGGUACUCGAACUCCAGAACCGGAAAUACGGAGGAUACACCAUUCGGUACUCGGAUGGCUCGGUAGCCCAGGGAAAGGUAGGAAUCGGGAUUUUCGGUCCACACCUCGCGGAAUGCCAUAGACUCCCGGAUCAGUGCUCCAUUUUCUCUGCGGAAGCCAUUGCCGCCUUCAUUGCAGCCACCACUCCCGACGACCGACCAAUAGCCAUCUUCACCGACUCCGCUAGUAUGGUAGCCGCACUGGAAUCCGAUACGAGCAAACACCCUUGGAUCCAGGCUAUACAGGAACACGCGCCAAACAACACAGUCUUUGUGUGGAUACCUGGACACUGCGGGGUUCAUGGUAACGUAAAAGCGGACCAACUAGCCAACUCAGGUCGUCGUAUGGCCAAGUACACGCGAAUUGUACCCGGUCCGGACCUCAAAAAAUGGGUAUCAAAAAUCACCAACGAAGGUUGGGCUCGCGAUUGGGCCGCCAGUGAAACCCCUGCCAUCAGAAAAAUUAAAAGAGACAUCUCCAGGGAGACGGACCUUUCCAUAGGAUCUGUGAUCUAUGCCGAAUUCCUCAAACGGUGGAUCACAUUAUCUGCCACUGUCCGAAAUACGAAGCACCAAGAACCCGCUACGACAUCCCGGGAAGCAUCAGCGAUGCCCUUGACUGAUAAGAUGGUUCACUUCUGCAAGCUAUGCCAGCUGCUGCACAAGAGCAUGGACUACAUCGAAUGCGAUGAGUCCAACGUCUGGCUGCUGGAAGCCGUAUUUAAGCUCAAAAUCGUCCCGAUCAACGGUCGGGUGGAACCGAUCUGCCAAAAAUGCAUCACCAAAUACAACAAGGUUAUGAAGCGGAAACGGAAGGCGAACGGUGGAUUCCCGAUUUCGCAGAAUCAAAUUUUCCCCAUCACAACGACGACGGUGACUUCCUCCACGCAGCUUGUCAUAUCCGGUUCGAUGAUGAACGAGGUGGUGCAGAGGCAGCUGCAGGAACAGCCCCAAAUGUCGCUGGCGACGGCUGCACUGCUAAGGGAAGAGGAUUCGUCGACAGAAACGUCGAUGGUAACUGCGAAUAGUUUUCAACUGAAUAUUACUGGGGCAGCAGCUGUAUACCGGACUGCCGGGAAGGACGGCCGAAGUAGUUCGGACGAUGAGAGCUCCGUAGAGAUCAUCAGCGAUGUGGAAGAUGAUGACGACGAUGACGAGGAGGAUGCAGAUGAGGACGGUGAAGAUGAUAGCAGUGAUAGCAGCGAUUGCUGUAGCGAUGACUCCGAUGGAAGCAGUUAUAGCUACAGUUCAAGUAGUAGCAGUAGCAGUUCUUCAGUUACGCAGGGCAGUUUGGCUGGAUUUGAGCAAGAUUUGCCAAAAGUUGACGAAAUUGAAUCACUGCGUUCGUCCGUGGAACACGAUGAAGCGGAUGUACCCGAGCAGCUUGAUACGGCCAUUGAAGCGAACGAAGUCAUGCCGGUCAAGCAGGAAGCAUCCGAUGUAUUGGUGGAGAAAACUACGAAAAAAAGGAGUAAAGAGGCGGGUCCAACGCAGCACGUUUGUGAAGUGUGCGAGAAGACAUUCACGAAACAGAUCUACUUGAAGGUUCACAUGCGUACCCAUACGGGGGAGAAACCGUUUGCAUGUGACAUUUGCUUCAAAAGUUUCACCCAAGCAUCAAGCUUAAAUACGCAUAAACGUUUGCACUCGAAUAUUAAGCCGUUUGUUUGUAAGGUUUGUGGAGCGGAGUAUACGAGCUCUGGAAACUAUAGGGUACACCUAAGGACGCACACCUUGGAAAAACCGUACAACUGUAGUUACUGCGAUAAGAGUUUCAAUCAGCUUACCUCGAAGAAACUGCACGAAAGGGUCCACAACAAUGAGAAGCCUUAUGUUUGUCAGGUAUGCCUGAAAGCGUUCACCAACAUAAGCAAUUUGCAUGUACAUUCCCGAACGCAUAACAAUCAACGACCGUACUCGUGUGAUCAAUGCGGAAAACGAUUUGCCCAGUCGCAAACGCUGAAGACCCACAUCCUUUCGACUCACACAGCAGAUCGACCGUACAAGUGUGAUGUCUGCCCUCGAACCUAUGCUACCCAAUCUAACCUACGGAACCACCAAAACAGUCAUCUCAAGGAAAAACCAUUUAUCUGCAACGAAUGUGACCGUCGUUUCACGCAGAAAAGCACUCUAAAGACACAUCUGCUUUCCCAUCGCAAGGAGAAGGACUUCAAAUGCGUUGAAUGUGAUAAAUGCUUUUCCACUCAAGGCGUUCUGAACACUCACUGGAAGCAGGUCCACAACAAGUCAGGAGCAUUCGACUGUAGCGAUUGCGGGCGGGUGUUCAAAGUUAGAGCUCGAUUUGUUACCCAUGUGCGUACGGUUCACCAGAAGGAACUCGUCGAAGUGCCAAAACAGGAGGAAACGACCUGCAGCAGCUUCAUUGGGCAGCUUGCCGAGGAAUCAAUGUCACUGGAUUUCGGCGACAUCCCAUCGGAUUUAGUUCCUGAGCUUCAUUUUGACUAGUGUUUAUUACCAUAUAGAACGCAAGGCCAAUAUGCUGAAGCAUUU